Tilletiopsis washingtonensis is the source of this 810-nucleotide messenger RNA. RefSeq lists its product as hypothetical. NCBI's taxonomy places the organism in Eukaryota, Fungi, Basidiomycota, Exobasidiomycetes, Entylomatales. Bases 90 to 641 code for a protein of 183 amino acids. The transcript has a single exon. The record is from RefSeq and is a predicted model, not a curated record.
CAACGCCGGCGCGGAGGCGCCGCCCCCCGCGGGCGCGAGCACCUUCUCCGCCACCAGCGAGGCCGUGUUCGACGAACGAGACUCAGAGGAUGUGGGUCAGGAGCUCGAGGUCCGGCUGCACGGUGCUGCUUCCAGCACUCUCGACCCUGCGGCAGCACGCACGGAGGAUGCUGCGCGCUCUGCUUCGUCGCAUGCUGCACCGCCGCUGCGCCUUUUGCAGCUCGCGCAGGACCCCACCUUCCUCUAUCGCCAGGACAACACGCCGAGCGAUGAGAGACGUGCAGGCGGCAUCGGUGGCUGCACCAAGCCCACCGACAACCAGGAGAAGAUGCUGGAGACCCUCGGUGUGGAAUUGGCUUCCUCGGGCGUGUGGUGAGUGCUGCUUUCUUGUGGUGGAUGCAGAGCUGACCCGGCUUUCGUUGCGUCCAGUCCUGAUGGCGCCGAUGCCUCCGUGCCUCCUCUGCGCCGGCCCGCCGCGUCGAUCUCGUCGUCCGACGUGCAGCAGCCCUUUCGCGAGGCGGCUCGCGACGUCGAGACCUGGGCCCAGACCACCGGCGAGUCGUCCGCGCGAGACGCUCCGGCUCCGACGACCUCCGCCGUGGCCUUGCGCGUCGAGGCGGGCGACAUUGUCAUGCGCCUGAAGAACACCACCUGCCUCAUGGGGCCGAGCCCCAAAGCGCACGCUCUGCCCGGCCCGGCACAGCGCAUGUCCGAAGCGGACUGGACAGAGAAAUGGUUCCGCGCAAACGGCCCAAUCAUCAAUGGCCUGCUGGCGCUCACUGCGACAGCGCAGAGCCACACGUCGCCGUC